AUGGGAAUCUUCGUUCGUUGGUCGACUCGAAUCAAGCCGCUCCUCACGGACGCCAACAAGGCAGAACGCACUGCAUUUUGCGAAUUUGACAGCCUAUGGGAUGUGGUCCAUUUGGAUGAAAAGUGGUUCAAUGCCGACAAAGAUCGCCGCAAGGUGUACCUGGUUCCCGGUGAGACCCCUCCGCGGCGGACGUGGAAGAGCAAGCGCUUUAUCCCGAAGGUGAUGUUCUUGGCCGCGGUCAUCCGGCCUCGAUUUGACCACGACCGCGGGGUCAACGUGAAUGCAACUGUAUACCGAGACUACGUCAUCAACAAGGUCAUACCUGCGAUCAAGGCGUUCUUUCCGAGUGCGAACAAGCGUGUCGUCCUGCAACACGACAAUGCGACGCCUCAUGCCUCCAUCACGGAUGCUGAACUUCAAGCUGUGUCCACCGACGGGUGGAUGUUUGUGCUCCGUCGGCAACCGCCCAACAGUCCGGACCUGAACGCGCUGGACCUCGGCUUCUUCGGAAAGGUUCAAUCCCUACAGUACAAGUCGAUGAGUCGCACUGUCGACGAUGUGAUUCGCACGACCCUCGCUGCGUUCGAAGAGCUGAGCUACGAGAAGCUCGAGAGCGUCUUUCUCACGUUUCAGUGGUGA
Molecule: messenger RNA, 639 nt
Organism: Aphanomyces astaci
Lineage: Eukaryota; Oomycota; Saprolegniomycetes; Saprolegniales; Verrucalvaceae
Exons: 2
Coding region: 1-639 (212 amino acids)
Molecular function (GO): nucleic acid binding
Source: RefSeq, a predicted model, not a curated record